This is a messenger RNA of Lolium rigidum, 486 nucleotides long. RefSeq lists its product as uncharacterized. The transcript is spliced from 4 exons. Bases 1 to 486 code for a protein of 161 amino acids. NCBI's taxonomy places the organism in Eukaryota, Viridiplantae, Streptophyta, Magnoliopsida, Poales, Poaceae. The record is from RefSeq and is a predicted model, not a curated record.
AUGAAGAAUGUGAGGGCGAGGCCGCGGCGGAUCCCGGCGUUCGGGGAGUGGAACUACUACGACCACGGCGGGUACGGGUACGGCUACGCCGGCGGCGGCGACUGGCCGGUCACCCAGUACUUCGAGUCCGCCAUGCAGGCCGGCGGCGGCAUGGUCAUUGCUCUGCCAGCCUCGCCGCCCAAGCCGGCCAAAAAGGCGGUAACGUGGAGCAGCGCAACAAUGGAGAUGGCCGACGAGGAGGAGCAGAGGAGGCAGAGGCAGAAGGUGGUGGUGGGGAUGCAGGAGCAGCACGCGACGAAGAAGAAGACUGGCGCCGGGGCCCCCGCUAUGUCGUCCGCAGAAUACCAGACGACGCGCAGGGCGGUCAAAGCCGUGGACGAGGACCUCUACGUGAUCCCGCCCGACAUGCUCUGCCACAAGCCAAGGAAGCGGCUGCCGAAAAGCCUGUGGAUCGGCGGGUGCCUGGGCCUCAGCUGCGUCGCGUAG